This is a messenger RNA of Chelonus insularis, 3008 nucleotides long. RefSeq names its product alpha-1,3-mannosyl-glycoprotein 4-beta-N-acetylglucosaminyltransferase a (gene Mgat4a). Gene Ontology annotation, cellular component: Golgi stack; endoplasmic reticulum; endoplasmic reticulum-Golgi intermediate compartment. Gene Ontology annotation, molecular function: acetylglucosaminyltransferase activity. The record is from RefSeq and is a predicted model, not a curated record. The transcript is spliced from 8 exons. NCBI's taxonomy places the organism in Eukaryota, Metazoa, Arthropoda, Insecta, Hymenoptera, Braconidae. Gene Ontology annotation, biological process: protein N-linked glycosylation. The coding region runs from base 502 to 2109 and encodes 535 amino acids.
AUUGUUUAGAAACUUUCAGAGUCAAUUUCGUGAUUAGAAAACAAUUACUUAUAUUUGAUAUGUACAUAGCUGAAUAAAUAGUUUUAAACGAGUUUCAAACCAAUAAAAGUUUUACACGCAAAAUAAAAAAAAUUUAUCACUGCCAGUACGUCAUGGAAUGACAGCUAUAAGACGUCUCUCUACGUCGGUGAUCAGUUAACAUAAUUAGUUUUUACCUGAUGUAUCAUCAACAAAAUUAUUUUUUCUUAAGACUUCACGACAACAAGGUUAAUUAUCGGAUUAUCUGUCAAUCUUUUUUUAUCAAUUAUACGUAUAAAGAAAAAAACACUGAAAAAAACAUUUAGUAGUCAUAACAAAGAAGAUAAUUAAAUGUACGAUGGACAUAAAAAUUCAAACUCAACAUAAAAAUGAUUGAUUGGCUUCAUACAGAGCUUGAAUAUUUUAAAGUGCUUAAAAAAAUACAUAGUAACUCAUAAACCAUGCAGUUAAUACUCAAAAAAAAUGAUAGCUCAUAAAAUAACCGUAGCACCGAUAAGAAAACGUUUCUUAAUCAUAUUGGUGGUAAUAUUAGUGCCAUGUGUUAUUUUGAAUCUCAUUUCAACUCCAGAUUUAACUGAAGAGACAGUAUUACAAAAUGAAAUUGCCGAGCUUCAAGCUAAAUUGGAGCAUCUUCAAUCUAAAUACAUUACUACUCAAGAAGAGAUUAAUUUACUGUCCCAUCAAUUACUUACGAUGACUGAAAAUAAUCAUAUUUUACCAGAUCUCCAGUUUCUUUUUAAUAAUGGGACUUCAAACAUAACAAAUAUUAAAUUGCCAUCAAUAUAUAAUUUUUUACCUCAUUUUCUCAAUGAUGUCAACAGCUUAAGACCAGCUUUUCUUCAGAGUAAAGGCAGAACAGGAGUCAGUAUGGUUUUAGGCAUUCCAACAGUUAAAAGAGAAGUGCAAAGUUAUCUAUUAGCAACUCUAAAGAAUUUAUUAGAUUCAAUGACACCCGAGGAAGCUGCUGAUACGGUGAUAAUUGUAUUAGUAGCUGAGACAGACUUAGAUUAUGUAACUUAUGUUGCGAAACAAAUAGAAGUUCAGUUUCCUUGGGAAUCAGAAGCGGGACUUAUCGAAGUUAUAUCGCCAUCACCGUCUUAUUAUCCAGACUUAAGUAAACUUAAAGAUACUCUUGGAGAUGACCAUCAACGUGUGGUAUGGAGGUCGAAACAGAAUUUAGACUUUGCUUACUUAAUGUCUUAUGCACAAGCCAAAGGAACAUUUUAUGUACAACUAGAAGAUGAUAUUUUGGCAAAGAAGAAUUUUAUUAAAACUAUGAAAACAUACGCUUUACAGAAAAUCAGUCAAAAAGAGAAUUGGUUUGUUCUAGAUUUUUGCCAGCUGGGAUUUAUAGGAAAACUUUUCAAAUGUGUAGAAUUGCAUUGGUUAGUGCAAUUUUUUUUAAUGUUCCACAAUGAUAAACCAGUGGAUUGGCUUUUGGAUCAUUUAAUUUCUACUAAAGUUUGCAGUUUAGACAAAGAUAGUAAACAUUGUAAAAUAGCGAAAGCAGAAUUAUGGCUGCAUUAUAAGCCAUCUCUAUUCCAACACAUUGGAACUCAUUCUUCAUUAAAAGGAAAAGUACAAAAGUUGAAAGAUAAACAAUUCGGAAAAAUUACAUUAUAUUAUCCUCAUGAAAAUCCGGAUGCAACUGUAGAAUCAGAAAUAAAUGUUUAUAAACAAUACACUUUGACCAAAGCAUACAAGGGUGAAUCUUUUUUUUGGGGUCUUUUGCCUCAAGCAGGAAACCAUUUGAAGUUCAAAUUUUCGAAGCCAAUAUUUAUUAAAAAAUUCCUCUUUAGAAGUGGAAAUCCAGAACAUCCUUCAGACAAAUUUUACAACACGACGAUAGAAGUGUUACCAGAAUUCUCUAAUGCUGUAAAUAGAAACAAUGAUGAUGUAACUGAAGACGGUUAUGUUAUUAUCGGUAAAUUCGACAAUCUUGGAAUUGCUCAAGGAACAGUAGAUCGCAAAUUGGGAAAAAUUACCGCAAUCAGGCUAACUGUUCAUAGUGAAAGUGAAAACUGGGCCAUUUUGUCAGAGAUUCAUAUAGUGGAAGAUGAAUCUAGAUGACAACCAAAUGAAAGUGGAGGUAAAUAUCGUUAUCCAGUACAUUGAAAAUUCUCAAAUUAAAUUUUACAAAUAAUAUUUAUUAUCUAUUCACUACCAAUGUGCUUAAAAAUAUGCUAAAAAUGACCAUAAUACUUUAUUAUUAUAUAUAAAAAUAUUCCAUAAUUACGUGGCUGCUACAGUGUACAAUCAAUGAAAAAAUAUUUAAGUGCCUGUUAAUCAAAGGAAUUAAAAAAACUUGAUUAUUUUACAAUAACACGAUUUAGAUAAAACUUGUUGUUUAGGCAUAAAGACUAUUGUUGAUUAACUAAUAUUUUCAAAAAUUUUACUUACUGUUGUAUGUAUUGUUACAUUUUAUUUUUACGAAAUGCUUUUGAUUUUCGAAAAUUUUAAUUGUAAAUUAAUCCUAGCGAAAUGGUAGAAUUUUUACUGUCAACCCACAGAAUUUUGUUAAGAGUUAAUUUAUUGCUAAUAAGCAUUUGCUUUCAUUUAUGACAAAAUCACUGUUUUUUGCUUAGAGGUUUAUUUUUACAGAGAUUGUAAAUUCAUAGUAUAUUUUUAACACUAAAUUAUUAAUCGUAUUGAAUAUUUUACUGUUUUAAAUAUACAUAUUUAUGUACUAAUAAAAUAUACGAAAAGUACAUUGACAUAUUUAUAAAUUAAUAUUAUAUGUAAUGAAAUAUUGUACAUCAAAUGGUGCAAUUGAAACCAAAAGACUUUCAAAUUUAUAAAAUUAAAAAAAUCUAAAUAUUGGUAAGCUAAAAAUGAACACUGUGCAUUUCAUUUUAUGAGACAGGGUUUUAGAUAAUUACUAAAGAGUUCACUAUUUAAAAUAUAACAAAAAUAGAUUUAAUGGUUACAUUUUUUUAAUAUCCGUUGAAUGUUUUUUAUUGUUAAGUUCU